Rotaria sp. Silwood2 is the source of this 615-nucleotide messenger RNA. The record is from the annotation of a GenBank genome assembly. Lineage: Eukaryota; Metazoa; Rotifera; Eurotatoria; Philodinida; Philodinidae.
AUGGUUAAACGUAAUACAACCAUUCCAACACAACAUACAAGAACCUUUACAACUUAUAACGACAAUCAAUCUAAUUUCGAAGUAAAAAUAUAUGAAGGAGAACGUUCAAUGACUAGUGAUAAUAAUUUACUUGGUAGCUUUGAACUUUCUGGUAUUUCACCAGCACCUCAUGGUGUGCCACAGAUUGAUGUUAUAUUCAAUAUUGAUGCAAUGGGUAUAUUAAAUGUAUCGGCUGUGGAUAAAUCUUCCAGAAGGGAAAACAAAACUACAGUUACAAAUGAUCAUGCACGAUUAUCUCAAGAUGAAAUUGGACAUAUGAUUCGUGAUGCUGAAAGAUUUCGAAAAGAAGAUGAAAUACAACGUAAUCGUAUUCAAGCUAAGAAUUCACUUGAAUCAUAUUGUUUUGAUAUGAAAACAAAAAUUAAUGAUGGACAAUUAAGAGAUAAAAUUGAUGCUAAUAAUAAAAAGAAGAUUAUCAAUACUAUUGAAUAUACAUUAAAAUGGAUUGAAUGUAAUCAAUUUGCAGAAAAAGAAGAGUUUGAGCAGAAAUUAAAAGAAGUUGAAGUAAUAUGUUUAUCAGUUAUUACUAAAUUUUGUGGCGGGAUGCCUUGGUGA